AUGUGCUGUGUGUCAAACGAAAUCCGAUUGAGUCGUUUCCGGAACUUUCCAACGGCACUGCGAUCACUCUACCUUGGUCAAGACGACGAUUCCAAGCAUUUCCGACAGUACAUUAGAAACUACAACAACUCACUGGCGAUGGCUUCUAUGACGGCUAUGAUUGAGCCGCCUCGAGGGUACGGACCGUAUUGCUUCCGCGUCCACGGCCAAGUUUACCAUUCGUUUGGAGGACUCUAUCCCCGCGAUACUGAAGCGCCUCAAUGUGCUCAAGUAUUAAUUAUGGACACUGAAGUGGCAGCCCUCGAACUCGCAGGUCGACAAAUCAACGCGAACUGCCGCGCGACAAUCUUUCGGUUUCUCCAUGAGCUCUUGAGGAACACUAAUCCUUAUGUUCAAGCAUUCAGGCUAAUGGCCGAUGUCGUUCACGAUGAAACGCACGAAGCACAGCUCCAGGGUCGCCGUACGCGAUCGGUUAGAAUGGUGUUCGAACACAGGACGGUCGACGAUCAACGUCGUUACAAUGCUGCCACAGCCAAUGAAGUCGCCGUCGUCUACGUAGGAGAUGAAGACAACAUCCCAGGAGAACGUCGCUUGGUUGUGUAUGAAAAAACCGGUAGUCUUCGCAGUAUUCCUCAUCUCGAUAAGCGUUGUGACCCUCUCACGUAUCCAUUGUUGUUCCCUACUGGGGAAGACGGGUGGAAUCCCGAGAUGCAGCGGGACACAUCAAACCUGGAUUUACGUUCAAAUGGCGUUUCGACCACGAGAUCUCGAAUCACCCAAAAAGACUUCUACUCAUUCCUGCUGUUCAGUCGGGAUUCGGUCUUCAAUCCGUUACAUCACGCGGGUAAACUUCUACAGCAAUACAUCGUUGACAGUUGGAUUAAGAUCGAGAUGAACCGUCUCAAUUAUAUCCGCCUCAAUCAACGUCAACUUAGGCUUGACACCGUUCGCGGCCUGCAGGAUUUCAUGCUCGGUGAUACCGAUGGUGAUGGACCACCGGGCCGGAGAAUCAUUCUAGCGGCAUCCUUUACUGGAGGACCCCGAUAUAUGGUAGCGCAAUACCAGGAUGCUAUGAGUAUCGUGUCAAAAUACGGAAAACCAGACCUGUUCCUUACCUUCACAUGCAACCCUACCUGGCCAGAAAUCGUCGACAACCUCGCACCCGGUCAAACAAGCUCUGACCGACCCGAUUUGAUCGCGCGUGUUUUCCAGCUCAAAGUCAAAGCAUUUUGCAAUGAAGUCAUCAAGAAGCAAGUGUUAGGCGAGGUAGCUGCAUAUUGUGAGACCGGCUUUAGACUUUGA
Galendromus occidentalis (western predatory mite) is the source of this 1302-nucleotide messenger RNA. RefSeq lists its product as uncharacterized. The transcript has a single exon. Lineage: Eukaryota; Metazoa; Arthropoda; Arachnida; Mesostigmata; Phytoseiidae. The record is from RefSeq and is a predicted model, not a curated record. Bases 1 to 1302 code for a protein of 433 amino acids.